Messenger RNA from Hyaloscypha bicolor E, 702 nucleotides. RefSeq lists its product as uncharacterized. Bases 313 to 702 code for a protein of 129 amino acids. The record is from RefSeq and is a predicted model, not a curated record. The transcript has a single exon. Lineage: Eukaryota; Fungi; Ascomycota; Leotiomycetes; Helotiales; Hyaloscyphaceae.
UCGUCUGCCAUUUCAAGAGCAGAGCUUGAAACCGGCGAGGUGCUUGAGCUUACUCCGUAGGGCCAUGCACAAUGAGGGGCAGGCAAAUGCGUGUUGAGUGGGACAGUCACACAAGGCUCGCCGUGCUGUACAAGUGUCGUCGGACAACAUCCCAUCUAGUGACUCUAGUCACAGAACCCCGAGAACUGUGAAGCAAGACAGCUUGGGAAUUGGAAAUGUGAUGGAGAUGAAUAGAGAACUGAUCUAUAUAUCGAGACGCGAGUGUCUCGCGGAUCUCACAUUCUUCUUCAUGGAACAGUGCAUCGUGAAUUCAUGAUGGACCCUUGUUUCUGCUAUUACCCGUGGCUAGUUGAUGACGACAGUGUGCGGCAACGAGGCAUUCCAGAGAACGGAACGGCAGUGAACUGGACUGAACUGCUGCCGGCCAUUGCUCAACAGUGGCAGCAGCAUAGAGUAUCAACGAUCAACGAUCAGCGAUCAAGCCAACUUGGCUCUGUGACAUCUGUGUCGGUGAAGCCGCGGAAGUCGGGGGGGUCUCGCCACGAUGACCACCGGUCCACCGCACGCAUGCAGGCACUGAGGCGGUGGGUGCGGCGAGGUGUGGUGAGGCCGGCGCAGGGCAGGCAGCGAAGAAAGCGAGCAAAUGAAAUGGACAGGGCCCUGGGCCGGGCGGCGCCGGUCCCCUGCGACGGAGCGUUCUAG